AUGGGUGAUUUUAUCGACUCGCCAUUACUAGAAAGGUUGCCAAUCUAUCUACACAAAGAAUCUGCUCCCUAUCUAUCCAUCUCAGUUUUCUCAUUUAUAUAUCUAUCUUCUAUCUAUCUAUCUAUCUAUCUAUCUAUCUAUUUCUAUCUCUCUCGUUUCUAUCUAUCUAUCUAUCAUUUCUAUCUAUUUCACUCUGCUGAUUUCAUUCUAUUCAUCUAUUUAUCUAUCUCAGUUUGCUCAUAUCUAUCUAUAAAUCUAUCUCCUACUCAUUUUUUGAAAAAUCUAUCUAUCUAUCUAUCUAUCUAUCUAUCUAUCUAUCUAUCUAUCUAUCUCAGUUUCCUCAUUUCUAUCUAUUUCAUCUGCUUUAAUUCUAUCUAUCAGUUUAUCUAUCUCAUUUCACAUAUCUAUCUAUCUCAAUCUUCUCAUUUUUAUCUAUCUAAUUAUUUCAAUUUGUUCAUUUCUUCUAUCGAAUAUCUAUUUAUCCAACUCAGUUUGAUAAUAUCUAUUUAUAUAUGUAUCUAUAUAUCUCUGCUUAUUUUUAUAUCUAUUUCUCUCACUCUGCUCAUUUCUAUCUAUCUAUCUAUCUAUCUAUCUAUCUAUCUAUCUAUCUAUCUAUCUCUGUUUCGCCCUGCUCAUUUAAUUUUAUCUAUUUAUCUAUCUCAUUUCCUAAUUUCUAUCUAUCUAUCUCUCUAUCUAUCUAUCUAUCUAUUUCAGUCUGCUCACUUCCAUCUAUCUAUCUAUCUAUCUUUCAGUCUCUAUCCAUCUAUCUAUCUAUCUAUCUAUCUAUCUAUCUAUCUAUCUAUCUAUCUAUCUAUAUAUAUAUAUAUAUAUAUAUAUAUAUAUAUAUAUAUAUGUCAAAUUCGAAUUAUGGUUUUUAAACUACAAAUCUAUCUAUCUUAUUCUGCUCAUUAUCAAUCUAUAUUAUUCUGUCCAUUAUCUAUCUAUCUAUCUAUCUAUCUAUCUAUCUAUCUAUCUAUCUAUCUAUCUAUCUAUCUAAUUCUGUUAUCUAUCUAUCUAUCGUCUUAUUCUGCUCAUUAUCUAUCUAUAUAUCGUCUGUAUAUCUAA
This is a messenger RNA of Acanthosepion pharaonis, 1065 nucleotides long. The record is from the annotation of a GenBank genome assembly. NCBI's taxonomy places the organism in Eukaryota, Metazoa, Mollusca, Cephalopoda, Sepiida, Sepiidae.